AGGUGGAGGCAUGGCUCGGGCCAGCAGCAGGAACAGCAGCGAAGAGGCCUGGGGGGCACUUCGGGCGCCGCAACAGCAGACGCAGUUGACUUUACCUGUAGCCUCGUAGACCCCAUCUCCUGGCUGCAGUGCAAGCCUGCAGUGGCUCUCCAGUCACCAGAGGCGUAGCGAAGACCCCAGGGAGGCUCCCUCUGUCUUGCAGCAGUUAUUUGUGAUGUUUUUCUAUGUGCCUAUCGUCACAACAGAGUCCGGCAGCAUCUUCUCUUGAGGGAGCAAUUUGGAGACGAGCUGGAACCCAGACUCGCGCCCUGGAUGCCAUCCUUUACCAUCCACAGCAAUCCCAUCUGCCUCGAGAGCUGUGCCCAGGGGUGAACACCCAGCCCUACCUCUGCGAAAGUGGUCGCUGCUGCGGGGAGACCGGCUGCUGCACCUACUACUAUGAGCUCUGCUGGUUCUGGCUACUCUGGACGGUCCUAAUCCUUGUUAGCUGUUGUUGCGCCCUCCGCCACAGAAGAGCUAAGCUCAGGCUGCAGCAGCAGCAGCGGCAGCGGGAGAUCAACUUGUUGGCUUACCAUGGAGCAUGCCAUAGCACUGGCCCUGUUCCUACUGGUUCACUGCUUGACCUUCGCCUCCUCAGCUCCUUCAAACCCCCAGCCUAUGAGGAUGUGGUUCAGCACCCAGGCACACCGCCACCUCCUUACACUAUGGCCCCGGGUCACUCCUUGACUGCUUCCAAUGAAUGCACCUGCUGCUCUUCCGAAUCCAGAUGCUCUGCCCACUUGGAGGGGGCAAAUGUAGGUGGCUCCUCCCACCAGAGUGCUCCCCCUCAUCAGGAGGCUGAGCCCGUGGCAGGGCUAAGCCCAGUCCACAUUACCCCCUCCUGCCGCUACCGUCGCCUGACUGGUGACUCAGGUAUUGAGCUCUGCCCUUGUCCUGACUCCACUGAAGGUGAGACAGUCAAGGAGACAAGGGCUAGCGCCACCCACCCAGACCCAGAGGCCCCUCCCUUGGAGCCAGCCUCCAGUCAUGAGGGCAUCCCAUAAGUAGUUUCAGGAGGGCACUGGGUGUUGCUUGGCCACCAGGGACAGCCCUGGUCUCAGAUGCAGCCCUCUUCCAUGUGGGUCCCUUCCCGCCCUCCUAGCAUAUGCCUGAAAGGGCUGGAGCCCUAAAGAGGGGCAGUACCGAGGACUGUGCUAUCUUCACUCACUCCCCAAACAUACACAGGAGCCUUUACUCUCAUUAAAGAGACAUGAACCAGC
Molecule: messenger RNA, 1259 nt
Organism: Psammomys obesus (fat sand rat)
Lineage: Eukaryota; Metazoa; Chordata; Mammalia; Rodentia; Muridae
Gene: Wbp1
Product: WW domain binding protein 1
Exons: 5
Coding region: 225-1043 (272 amino acids)
Molecular function (GO): WW domain binding
Source: RefSeq, a predicted model, not a curated record